Messenger RNA from Nestor notabilis (Kea), 666 nucleotides. It is a transcript of the gene PRCC, whose product is annotated as papillary renal cell carcinoma (translocation-associated). The annotation marks the transcript as partial. The transcript is spliced from 3 exons. Lineage: Eukaryota; Metazoa; Chordata; Aves; Psittaciformes; Psittacidae. Gene Ontology annotation, cellular component: nucleus. The record is from RefSeq and is a predicted model, not a curated record.
UGGGCAGCUUCCCCUCUCCCCUUCGCUGUGGGCGAGGAGGUGACGCUGCUCCUGGCGAGGCAGAAGCUGCAGGAAGAGCCGCGCUGGGAUGCUGGAGAUUCAGAGGAAGAUGAACCAACAAAGAAGAAAAACACUCUUCAGGGCCGCGGCGAGGGCUCCGCUUUGUCCGCGCUGCUUCCUCAGCCCAAGAACCUGGCAGUGAAGGAGACCAAUCGGUUACUUUUGCCCUACUCCAUCUCGAGGAAAGCAGGAGAAACCCCCUCUGACUCCAAAGCUAAAGCCCCGACCUCUUCCUCCAAGGCAAAACCUCUGUCCAAGCCCGCAGUGCCCACGACUCCUUCUCCAUCCGCUAUCAAAGCCGCUGCCAAGAGUGCGGCCCUGCAGGUAACCAAACAGAUCACGCAGGAAGAGGAGGACAGCGACGAAGAGGUCGAGCCAGAGAACUACUUCUCCUUGUCCGACAGGAGCGAGCCCAGCGCGGUGGGUGCUUACACCUACGUGUACUCUGGCGCCGCGGUGCCGGAGGACCCGCCGCCCGGCACGGAGCCGGAGCCCCACUUCCAGGACGCUGCUGCCAACGCGCCUCUGGAGUUCAAGACGGGCGCAGGCUCCAGCGGGGCUCAGCACAGUUGGGUGCCCAAGCCUGGAGAAGACUACAGCAACCAG